Molecule: messenger RNA, 4911 nt
Organism: Bicyclus anynana (squinting bush brown)
Lineage: Eukaryota; Metazoa; Arthropoda; Insecta; Lepidoptera; Nymphalidae
Exons: 3
Coding region: 3725-4873 (382 amino acids)
Source: RefSeq, a predicted model, not a curated record
CAAGCUCGCGUUCUUAUGUGGGCGUCAAAUAGUCAGUCUGUUCUGCGGCCUUAUUAUGUAUUUCAGUGUACCAUUCAAACAAUGAGUCACUACAUCGAUUAUCGUCGUAUUUUCGUUUUUGUAAUCAUCUAACAUAGUUUUUGUAAUCAUCUAACAUAUAUUACCUUGCUUGAGUGUGUAGGGUGAUUUUGAUGAACGGAUUUUGACGAAAUUUACAUAUGUAAAGUGAGGAAACAGGGUUCCAUGCACACUUUUUUGAUGCACUCUACACUGAGUGUCACCAUUCUUUUUCCACACACCACGCAAACGCGGCGCGAUUGUUUACUCAAGCGGUGACUCAACUCUAUUCUCUGUUGUUAGACUAUUUGGGGCGGAAACGGACGUCGCGAAAGAAGUGAAUUUAUUAAAUUAGUUCAAAAAUCUCGGUGAUUCAUAGAAGAUGAUUGACUGGCAUGUGUGCAGUAAAACCGGGUGUACAAAGUACGUCACCAGAAUAAUCGCAAAAAGGGCGUACAGCUCAUCUACCGUUGUAUCCACCCAACGGCAGAUGCGGCUUCUGGGACGGAGGCUGUUGUCCUCGAAUUUUUGGGAUGCCACCUGCUAUGCAUAUUUGUUUGUCUCUGACGCUAUAUGCUCCAUGAUCGGCCGAUCCCAUAUUUGACCAAAGAUCGUGUUUGGGUCGGCCGAUGGAGCAGUAGGCCCUACAUUGACUUGUGUGAAAAUUUCGCGCCUCAAUUCCGGAGGAAUCUGAGGGCUGCGAAAUUCUCUCCACUGAAAAUCGUUAACGUCGCUGGGUCGCACGGCGCAAGGGCGAUGAGUCCAAGGCGUUGAGCUUGGCCUCACGCGCCAGCCUACGAUCUGCCUCAAGUAGCCCAUCGCAGAGCUCUUCCAGCUGCUCUAGAUCUUUGCAGCUGGACUCCAAAAUCCCUGCAUCAACGCCGUCCAUGCCGAGUAGCGCCCGGUACGCUUCCUCGGCAGCGCACAGCCUCGACGACAGCUGCAAACACCUCUGCCUUAGGCUCUCCACGCGGUCGUCACGGCCUAUCAAUGUGUGGGCUGCUGCAGCCCACCUUAGCUCCGCCGCGAUCCUGAUUGAUAAUUCGCGCUGAGUCGGCAUCUCACGAAGCUGUCGAAUCCGAUAAACAACAAAAAAUCCUAUCAGUGCGGUUGCCAACAACAAAAAAAAUUAAUGUUAACUAACACGGUUAACCAACAAAAUAUUAUUAAUACAAACAAAACACUAUUAAUUAAUCAAUUAAAUACUAAUCCAACCCAUGAAUAUCAAAACGCAAACAAAAAAAAAAAUAUUAAACAAAAGACAACAAAAUAUUUCAAGGGUUGGUUAGGUCGCGCUAUAGUACCCUACAACAACAAUUAAUUCAUUCUAAUCCUACAAUCUACGUGGUCAGCUAGACCAACCGAUCGCAAACCACGCUCUGGUGCCAAACUUUGUAGCGGCCGAGCACGGCGCCCCUCAAACGCAAUGCGAGGCCCAUGAGCGCACGCGAUGGGCGUCCGUUCCACUAGGAGUCGGCGGUACACCGCGUCCUAGUUCGCCGUCAACUAAUAUUAGUGCGAUCGGUUAACCUAGACUGACCUUAACAAUCGGCGAAGCCCCUCGUGGGCAACAAGCGCCGCUGGGAGCCCCUCUGCUACGCCCAGUGGUCCACGGAGUUUAGGUGAUGUGUCUUGUGUUGGUAGUAUGAGUAUCGGUGUAUUGUGGAUCACUCACCCGUCAGCAAAACCCCAAGCACUCCAAGCAACACCACACGAUCACUGCAGUCAAGGCACCAAACACGCCACAAAAAACCGCGCACGCCGCUCAACCACUUCAAAGGUCCGUCUUCGGACCACUCGCGCACCAAAUUCGUGCUGAACAACGUAAUGGCCAAAAUCGCCGCCUCAACGCGUUGUUUCAACAAAAACCUAGACAAUAAUUAGUCAAAGAGAGCACAUGUGCUCUAUAUAUAAUAUAACUGGCAUCGGUGACAUUGUCCUCUGUUAUUUGGCUUCUCGAAGAAGAGACCAGAGAGGUGACAGAUGGAUGGAUGAGGUUGUAUAUCCUCAUACCCUCGGGAGAGAGGUGGACGAUCACUACGAGGUCUACGGGUUUUUUUGUACGCGUGCGGUACAUAGGAUGAACCUCGUGCACAGGGAGCUCCUGUGCAACGAGGUCGGCUUUUAUUUGCUCUAUACUGAGCUCCUUUGGAAGGCCGCGGACUACCACGCGAAGGACUCUCUUCGCGGAGAGCGUAGGUAUGGUACCCUAUUCCGUUCCGUUUUUCCACACACCACGCAAACGCGGCGCGAUUGUUUACUCAAGCGGUGACUCAACUCUAUUCUCUGUUGUUGGACUAUUUGGGGCGGAAACGGACGUCGCGAAAGAAGUGAAUUUAUUAAAUUAGUUCGAAAAUCUCGGUGACUCAUAGAAGAUGAGUGACUGGCAAUUAUAAAUGAAUUUAAAACUGAUAUAUUUAAUAGCCUUUUAAACAAUUUUUUGUACAUUUGACAUGAUGACACGUUCCCGAAAUGAUGAUUUCAUGAUUCUAAUAUGGGAUGAACUUAUAAUUUGCUAAUAAUUUAUUUUACAUUUUCGUCGUUUUUUAUAAAAUACAUCACGGGUGACAUUCCAAUAUUCGUCAACUCUUGUUUUGCAAACAACCCCCAUCUCCAGAAUAAUCGCAAAAAGGGCGUACAGCUCAUCUACCGUUGUAUCCACCCAACGGCAGAUGCGGCUUCUGGGACGGAGGCUGUUGUCCUCGAAUUUUUGGGAUGCCACCUGCUGUGCAUUUUUGUUUGUCUCUGACGCUAUGUGCUCCAUGAUCGGCCGGUCCCAUAUUUGACCAAAGAUCGUGUAUGGGUCGGCCGAUGGAGCAGUAGGCCCUACAUUGGUUUGUGUGAAAAUUUCGCGCCUCAAUUCCGGAGGAAUCUGAGGGCCGCGAAAUUCUCUCCACUCAAAUUCGUUAACGUCCCUGGGUAGCUCCGUCAGCUCCACAGGGACGUCCGUUGCAUCAGCCGGUAGAUCGACAACCGCGGCCGCUUCGCCGCGGAGUCGCCGGAAUCAGCGUCCAGUGGGGUCUCAAGUGUACUUUGGUACGCUCGUAGCCCCAUGAUGGCCUCGACGUCAUCACCAUCAUCCUCACUGGAUUCGUCGCUACCUGCGACAAACAAAUUAUAAUUAAAAAUAUGGGUAAGAAAUGAGUCAAAGCGAAGCUUGACUGGACUACAUUAAAAAGUUUGUGAAGGUGAAGGUUCUACUUAUUAGUAGUCAUGGUCAACAACAAUCAACACGUGCAAUCCCAAUUCGUAAACAAAAGAACGAAUUUCUAGUAUUUUUUUUUAUUGUAAUAAGCCGACAGUUGACUUUAUUACGGGCGAGGGCAGUAAAGUGUGCUCGCUUAUUGCCCUUAGUUAGGGGGUCUACUUUGUACUUCUCAAUGAAGAGAUCGUAUUCUUCCAUACGGACUACAUUCGAGACGGAGUGAGUCGCGUAUGAAGCUUUGGACUUUGGGUUGAGCGGGCUUUUUAGCCGCCCUUCGCUUGCCUGGCUUUGGGGCCUUCGGCCUCUUUUCCAUUACACGGUUGUUCAAACGUACGGUGUGUAAGCCGUACGGUUGAAAAAACGUGCUAGCUUGUACAUGAUACGGCAAAAUCACCGCGCGAGACAUUGGUAAGUACUGGCUAGUAGCGCUUUUUACUCGGGCUGUGUAGGACGUGCUGCGUCAUGAAUUUUCUUACGAAAAAAAAGAUUAUAGUUGCUUAUUACAUAUAUAGGAAAAAGAAAAUAGAAAAAAAAAGGGAAGUAAGGUUUUGGAUACAUCCGAUUUUAGAAAAAAGGGAGGAAUAUGGCGCGUUUCAUACACUUGUCAAGAAUCAAUUGAGAGAAGAUGAAGACAAGUUUUACAAUUAUUUUAGAAUGCAGAAAACUACAUUCGACAACUUGCUCCAAAAAUUAUCCCAGGAACUAAAACAUCAAGAUACUUUUAUGCGAGAGAGUAUAUCGCCCGCAGAAAGAUUGGCUGUAACUCUGAGGUAUCUAGCAACAGGAGAUACCUUUACUGACCUAUACUACAGCUAUAGAAUUGGAAUAAAAACCAUAAGUUGCAUCGUACAAGACUGGCUACACAUUGCAAGCAAAUUUCAAGAAUCUUCCAACUUCCCGCUGUGCUUAGGAGCGGUCGAUGGAAAACACAUCAGACUUAUUAAGCCAAUUGAUAGUGGCUCGAUGUUUUUAAAUUACAAACAUUUUUUUUCUAUAGUUUUGAUGGCAGUAGUAGAUAGCGAUUACAACUUUAUAUUUGUUGACGUUGGCGCCUACGGAAAGGAGUGUGAUUCCAGUGUGUUUAAAGAGACCCCAUUUUGGAAAAAUUUAACAAACAACGGAUUAAAUCUACCCGAUGCAACACGUUUGCCUGGAAUUGACUACGAUUUGCCAUAUGUGUUCAUUGCGGACGAAGCCUUUGCUUUGCAUUAUCACUUGCUUCGUCCAUUUGGUGGUCAUCAGCUUGAUCAAUUAAAACGUACAUUUAACUACAGACUCACCAGAGCGCGAAGAUUUGUUGAAUGUGCGUUUGGCAUUUUAUCCAAUAAAUGGCGAAUUUUUCACCGGCCAAUGAAUGUGUCCAUCGAUUUGGCAGUUGAUAUUGUGAAAACAUGUUGUGUUUUGCAAAAUUUUAUACAUAAGCAGGAAAACUUUCAGUUUCACAAUGCGAGUGAAAAUGAGUCCACCCUUGAUUCAGAAUCGGAACUAAUCCAGUUACCUAUCACGAAUGCAGUUCGCGGAAGUUUGGCGGCUAAUGAAGUUCGCAACAGAUUUGCACAAUAUUUUGUAUCUAACGAAGGUCGCCUCUCCUAUCAAAACAACUAUGCAUAAGUAAAAAGUUAAUAAUUAAAUAUCUGUAACUUACCAAA